This is a messenger RNA of Euleptes europaea (tarantolino), 967 nucleotides long. RefSeq names its product defective in cullin neddylation 1 domain containing 5 (gene DCUN1D5). Gene Ontology annotation, biological process: positive regulation of ubiquitin-protein transferase activity; protein neddylation. The transcript has 8 exons. Gene Ontology annotation, molecular function: ubiquitin conjugating enzyme binding; ubiquitin-like protein binding; cullin family protein binding. The record is from RefSeq and is a predicted model, not a curated record. Bases 3 to 707 code for a protein of 234 amino acids. NCBI's taxonomy places the organism in Eukaryota, Metazoa, Chordata, Lepidosauria, Squamata, Sphaerodactylidae. Gene Ontology annotation, cellular component: ubiquitin ligase complex.
CCAUGCCCGUGAAGAAGAAGCGCAAGUCUUCGGCGCAGGCCGGCGACGAGACGGGCCUGAAGAAGUGCAAGAUCAGCAGCUAUUGCAGGUCUCAAGCUUCUAGUAAAGUGAUAAGCGGAGAGGACCAUUUUUCAAGCAAGAAGUGCCUGGCCUGGUUUUACGAAUAUGCAGGUGAGGACGAAGUUGUUGGUCCGGAAGGAAUGGAGAAAUUCUGUGAGGAUAUUGGCGUUGAACCUGAAAACAUUAUUAUGUUAGUUUUAGCCUGGAAACUGGAGGCUGAAAGCAUGGGAUUUUUUACCAAGGAAGAAUGGUUGAAGGGGAUGACCUCAUUGCAAUGUGACUGCACAGAGAAACUGCAAAGUAAAUUUGAUUUUUUGCGCUCACAAUUGAAUGACAUUUCAACAUUUAAGAAUAUCUACAGAUAUGCGUUUGAUUUUGCAAGGGAUAAAGACCAGAGAAGUCUCGAUAUCGAUACCGCAAAAUCUAUGUUAGCGCUUCUACUAGGAAGAACGUGGCCACUGUUUUCGGUUUUUUACCAAUAUUUGGAGCAGUCGAAAUACAGAGUUAUUAACAAAGACCAGUGGUACAAUGUGUUAGAAUUCAGCCGAACUGUCCACGCAGAUCUUAGCAACUAUGAUGAAGAUGGGGCAUGGCCUGUUCUUCUCGACGAAUUUGUGGAGUGGCAAAAGAUUCGCCAAGCAUCAUAGCGAAAACAGGUCUGAAAAAAAUGCUGGAUCUUGCGAUGUCCACCUCUACAAAAAAACUGAAUCAAAACCAAGGGUCCACAUCCUUAUGAACUUCAUAGUAAUUUUUUCCUUUUAUUUUUAAAGGAAGCCUUGUUACAUGUGAAACGGGCAUUGAACCACACCUCUUCUGCGACUGAAAGUUGGGGAUUUUUUUUUGUCUUGAGUUUCAAUCAUUUCAGAACAAUAAAGGUUCAGAUUUUUAAGAGUCUUCAAAGUGAAGG